AAUUGACGUCUUUUCCCGUCAUGAUUCUCGAUGAAACUCCCUUGUUUGAUCCUGGUUUGGUGGCUGAGCUGGACUGGAGUCAGAACAUGGUGUCCUUCUGUCCCGAUAUCUCUCCUGUACAUCCUGGGGAUGGCCUUGUCCUCAGGCCGCUCUGCACAUCUGACUUGGAUAGAGGUUUCUACAAGGUUCUCGGUCAACUGACAAAAGUUGGAGAUGUAACAACUGAGCAAUUUAUCAAGAAGUUUGAGCACAUGAAGCAGUCUGGGGAUUACUAUGCCGUCGUGGUGGAAGAUCUAAACCUGGGCCAGAUAGUUGCUACGGCUACUCUCAUCGUGGAGCAUAAAUUUAUACAUGGCUGUGCAAAGAGAGGCAGAAUAGAAGAGGUUGUGGUCAGCGAUGAAUGCAGAGGGAAGCAGCUUGGAAAACUGCUGUUGUCCGUACUUACCUUGUUAAGUAAAAAGUUAGGCUGCUAUAAAGUUACGUUGGAAUGCAAGCCCAAAAACGUUGCCUUUUAUGAGAAGUUUGGCUAUGUGGCGUCAGACGAAACCUACAUGCAGAGAAGGUUCUCCGACUAAUCCUGCGUGAAGCUUUACCAAAGAACUCACAGAGCGCCACUUUACUGUAAUAUAAAAUGUAAAUAGCAAUUUUACACUAUUUUACAAGAGUUGCGUUGUUUAAGGGAAAGUCUAAAUAUUUCCUAAAAAAGAAAAAUCUAUAUUUGUAUCUGUUUGCAUUGUAUUUUUCUACAAUGAUUAUACUGCUGGGGUCGGGGUGAUUUAACCUGAAAUACCUCCUAUAAUAGAAAGUAUUUAUUGUUCCCUAAAGAUGUGGAACGGCGCAGAAUGCCAUGAAAUGGUCCGUAUAAACCAUUGUAGAAUACCAUCACGUGAGCUGAGAGCCAAAAGAACCUGAUUGGUACAAAAUCUAUUUAUUGUGGGCUAAUAGUUAAGGGUUUUUUUUUCCUCCUUACCAUAGUGAUAAAUGAUAAUUUAUUGAAGAUCUAAUAAAAUGAUGAAUUUUAAAAUGUUUUUGUAUAUUUGAAGUGCUCUUGGGCACAGGUCAGUUAUACCAUGCAGUCAGUAUUUACGAAGGAAAGAC
This is a messenger RNA of Pelobates fuscus (common spadefoot toad), 1098 nucleotides long. It is a transcript of the gene GNPNAT1, whose product is annotated as glucosamine-phosphate N-acetyltransferase 1. Gene Ontology annotation, molecular function: monosaccharide binding; glucosamine 6-phosphate N-acetyltransferase activity. Bases 21 to 575 code for a protein of 184 amino acids. Gene Ontology annotation, cellular component: endoplasmic reticulum-Golgi intermediate compartment; Golgi apparatus; endoplasmic reticulum. Gene Ontology annotation, biological process: UDP-N-acetylglucosamine biosynthetic process. The transcript is spliced from 5 exons. NCBI's taxonomy places the organism in Eukaryota, Metazoa, Chordata, Amphibia, Anura, Pelobatidae. The record is from RefSeq and is a predicted model, not a curated record.